AUGACCACCACAAAAGGAUUUAUAAUAUCAGACAUAACGGGAAGAUAUAAUUUACUCCUUAAAGACAGUGAUUACACCACUAUUAAAAACAGUAAGACAUUUGAAGAUAUCACAAUAAGAUUAAAUCACUACUUUCCCUUCAUCACUGAAAACAUAACAAUGUCAGAACUUAAACAAAUCUUUAUAAUAAAUCUUAAAAGAGAAAUUAAUGAAUUCUCAAAAUACAAUCUCACAAUUUUAAAUUACUUUACAGAUUAUUAUAAAAUAAUAAGUUUGUUUAAUAAAAUAAACAAAAUUAAAAUUAAUGAAUUAGGUGAGUUUCCUGAACUAAAAGCAAUAGAAUUAUGCAAUAAUUUUAAAGAGAUAAAAGCAGUUUGUAUAAAUAACUCAUCUCUUCAGAAAUACUUUGUUGAUCUUGAUGGAAAUGAAACAAAUAUGUUUUUAGAGGUGAUGAAGAAUUUGAUGAAUAAUUACUAUGAAAGUUCUGAAGGUUAUUUUAAGGAAAUUUUAGAAGUAGAAGGUGAUAGGCAAAUAUUAGAAAUAGCCUUGUCUAAUCUACAAGACAAGUCUAAAUACUUUCCUAAUUGUACAACUCUAAACAAACUACAAUUAACAGAAUUAAGUAAAAAUUUAUCUAAAGAAGAAGUUGUUCAAAUAUUCAACCUGUCAAAUGAUAAUUUUAUGAAUGAAAUUCUCACUAAAAUAGUAAAUGUUUAUAAAAAUUCAUUUAAUCAAUUUGAUGAUCUAUCUUGCAUAUAUGCUUAUUUUAAGUUGAAAGAAAUCCAAAUAGGGAAUAUAAUUUGGAUAAUCCAAUGCAAGAAUAACAACAUGGAAGAUAAACAAAAUGAAAUAAUCAAAAUAAACUAA
This is a messenger RNA of Hepatospora eriocheir, 867 nucleotides long. NCBI's taxonomy places the organism in Eukaryota, Fungi, Microsporidia, Hepatosporidae. The record is from the annotation of a GenBank genome assembly.